Messenger RNA from Fusarium musae, 873 nucleotides. RefSeq lists its product as uncharacterized. Bases 1 to 873 code for a protein of 290 amino acids. The transcript is spliced from 2 exons. The record is from RefSeq and is a predicted model, not a curated record. Gene Ontology annotation, biological process: regulation of G protein-coupled receptor signaling pathway. Lineage: Eukaryota; Fungi; Ascomycota; Sordariomycetes; Hypocreales; Nectriaceae.
AUGUCAACUGCCGCUCAAGAAGAGUUUAACGACCUGGUCGCCAAGAAUACAUAUCGCGAAACCCUCCACCCUGAGGACCGUGACGAUCCCGAUCUCAAGAACCACCAAGAUCUUUCCGAAGAAGACGUUUUCCGUAACGCCCAGAUCGAUAACGCAAUGCGUAUGCCUACUGUUGAUCGCCUCACCGGCGCUGGCGCCUCCGAGAUCAAGCUCCCUCCUGUCUCUUUCGACAGCGGCCGCGCUACUGGCGUCAAGGGAGUCAUUGCCGAUGCGCGGAACUACGAGGCUGCCCGUAAGAACAAGUGGCGACACCGAGUCCGCACUGCCCGCAACAGCAUCUUCGGCAUUGAAGCUCCCACUCCCGUCAAGAGCGAUACCGAGAGCAGCGAUGACGAUGCGAAGAGCGCAAGUGAUGCCGACGAGGAGGCCUUCCUUGCUGAGUGGCGCGAGAGCCGACGACGUGAGCUUGAGAGCGAGGCCAGCCGAUCUGUCAGAAAUCGACGAACAAGUCCCAGUGUACGCAUCUAUGGCCGACUAGAUGAGGUUGAUGCCCUCGGAUACCUCGACGCCAUUGAGAAGGUUGGAAGGGAAACAACUGUUGUCGUGUUUGUGUAUGAUCAUGAGUGUGAGGUCUCUGCUACUAUCGAGUCAGCACUCAUGCCCAUUGUCAAGACCAACCCCGAGGUUCACUUCGUCAAGGUUCACUACGAAGAGAUAGAAUUCGAUAACGCUGCCGUGCCCGCUAUGCUCGGAUAUCGAAACCAAGGUGACCUGUUCGCCAACUUGACAGGCUUGAUCGAGAUGAUCCCUGACGAUGAGACUUUUGGCACCUCAUCGUUAAAGCAACUACUACAAAAACACACUAUUCUAUAA